Chrysoperla carnea is the source of this 1479-nucleotide messenger RNA. Its product is annotated as soluble calcium-activated nucleotidase 1. Gene Ontology annotation, molecular function: UDP phosphatase activity; calcium ion binding; GDP phosphatase activity. Lineage: Eukaryota; Metazoa; Arthropoda; Insecta; Neuroptera; Chrysopidae. The record is from RefSeq and is a predicted model, not a curated record. The transcript has 4 exons. Gene Ontology annotation, biological process: proteoglycan biosynthetic process. The coding region runs from base 277 to 1455 and encodes 392 amino acids.
UUUUCAAAUAGUGUUUGGUGCGGUUCAGCCUCUAUGGGUUCAGCGAUUUCAGAUUUGUAAAUUACGUGAAAGUGCGCCAAAUAUCACAUGUUUUAUGUCAUUCUGGCAGGCCACAUCACUCGAAAAUAAAUAAAGUUGUGGAAAUGUCAAUAAAAAUGAAACACACGUGUAAAUAAUUAAAAUGUGGCUGAUAAAAUAUUUUACACACUUUAGAUAAUUUUAUUUUUAUCAAAUUAUCUCUUACAGCCUUCGAAUUGAUAAACUAAAAUAGUUUAAAUGAAUUUUAAAGGAGAUAAUUCAUCGGAGAUGGUGUUAACGAUUCAAGACUGGCGACAAGCAUUAAGGACUCCUCACAGUUAUCGUGUUGGAAAUCGAACAUUACGAAUACAAACAAAAUUCAUGUCUAUUAUCAUCCUAUCUGGCCUUUUAAUACUGUUAAUCAUUUACAUAUUUCCCGAAAACAAUGAAAUUGUAAGCGAUUAUCAGUUUCAUAAGAAGAAAUUUUAUAAUAAAUCGUAUCCUCUAAGUGCACCGAUUAUAUCUCCACAAAUUAGAACGUUUCGUAUUGGAAUCAUUGCUGAUUUAGACACAAAUUCAAAGUGCUUGAAAGAAACAUGGUGUUCGAAUUUUCGUAAAGGUUUUUUAAGUUAUAGCAAUAUUGAUUCUUCAGUGGUUAUUAGUUGGGAUAAGGGUGAAGAUAUUAUGCUCAAAUCAAAUUUUGCUUCAAAAGGACGAGGAAUGGAACUUUCUGAAUUAGUUGUAUUUAACGGCCGAUUGUUAACAUUUGAUGAUCGUUCGGGUAUUGUUUAUGAGAUUAUAAAUGAUAAAGCAAUACCUUGGAUAAUUUUAGUCGAUGGAGAUGGAAGUACAUCGAAAGGAUUUAAAUCUGAAUGGGCUACGGUGAAAGAUGAAAUUUUAUAUGUGGGGUCUAUGGGUAAAGAAUGGACAACUGCAGGUGGUGAUUUCGAAAAUCAUAAUCCACAGUAUGUUAAAUUAGUUUCUCCAAGUGGUGAGGUGAACCAUGUUAAUUGGGUGGAGCAGUACAAAGCAGUGCGAGGUAUAAUGGACAUAACUUAUCCAGGUUAUAUGAUCCAUGAAAGUGGUGUUUGGUCUGACAUACACUCAAAAUGGUUUUUUUUACCAAGACGAUGCUCAAAAAAUCGUUAUAAUGAAACAAUUGACGAAACUAUGGGUUGUAAUGUUUUAAUUACUGCUGAUGCUAAUUUCAGUAAAAUUGAAAUGGUCAAAAUAGGAGAACUACAACCAACACAUGGUUUUUCUACUUUUAAAUUUAUACCAACAACAGAUGAUACCGCCAUAGUAGCUUUAAAAACAGAAGAAUAUCUAGGACAAACUGCUACAUAUAUUCUAGCAUUUACAAUAGAUGGUAAACAAUUGUUACCUGAAACACGUGUAUCCAGUCAUUUGAAAUUUGAAGGCAUUGAAUUCAUUUAAAAAAACGUCAUUUAUUUCUAAAAA